CUGGCAUGGGAGCAGGCAGAGUCUGGGGUGGGAACAGCAGAAAGUGUAUCAGGAUUUGCCUUGGAAAAGGCUGAGGCAGGAGAGAGGAAAGCAGUGCUCAAGAGGGAGAGGGAAAGGCAGGAUGGACCUGGGGGAGAGACCAGCUCUAUCUCCUGCAGGGAGGGAGCUGAGCUACCUGGGAGCAUGAUUGGGAAGAACAUGCCCAUUCUCACUCUGGCAGGUGGUCACAUCUUGAGGAAUAGUGUCCUCCCUGACUUCAUCCCUCCAGCCACCCAGGACCAGCUCAGAAUUUCCCAGGGAUUCUCCCUGCUUGUGCUUCCAAGUGAGGAGCAGUAGAGGGAGACUGGGAAAAGCUGCUGGAGGCUUCCCUGGCUGGAGAGCUCCAGGGAGAUGUGCAGGCUGGGUUGGUUCAGUCACUGUCCCAUGUGAGGCUGGGGCUGGAGGACCCUCCCAGCCCAGUCCCAGCCCCAUUUCAUUGUCAGACUCUGACCCUGCAUGCUCCCUGCUGCUGCCUCUGCCUUGUGCCUUCAGGUAUGUGGGCACCUUCCUCUGUAUCCAGAGCCAUGCAGGGUCAGCUCAACCUGCAGAAACUCAGCCUGUGCCCUGUGUCCAAAGCUCAGCCUGUGCCCAAACUCCAAAGAAAGUUUGGGCAUCCCGUGGAGGGAUGAGUUUCACAGACAGAAACAUGGCUCUGCUGUGCCUUGUCCUACAUUCUGCAAGGUGUGGCUCUCCCCUGUGCUGAGGGGAAUGUUAACCAGAAGUCACACAGAGUCAGCUGCAAACCUGCAAAACAAUGGAUUUUGGAGCUUGGAGGCACCUCUGGGAUGUCCUGUCCAUCCACUGGCCUAGCAGAGCCAGCUUCAGUGGGUCCAUCAUGGUGGGAUUGCUGAGAUACGCUGUGCAGGCUCAGGAGUUGGACUCAAUAGUCCUUGUGGGUCCCUUCCAACACAGGGAGUUCUAUGAUUCUGUUCUAGAAUUAGGCUGCUGGAAGCUGUGACCAGGUGGGGUUUGAGAAUCUCCCCGACUUGGACCUCCCAGCAGCUUGGGAGUCUGCUCUGGUUUUACUGCCCUCACAGGAAAAAAAAAAAUUAAGUGGCAUUUGCUGUUCUUGCUUUGUUCCUGUCUCAGUCCUUAUUGGGACACUCCUCCCUGCUCAAAGAGUUGGGUCCCUGCACCCUCCUGCCAGGGCUUAGCUGAGUGACAUCCCCCUGCACCUUCUCCAAGCUGGGCACAUCCAGCUCAGCCUCUCCUUGUGGGAGAUGCAGUGCCCUCAUCAUCAUCAGGGAAUAUCCUUCUGUGGAGAUACUGGAGAUACUCAAAAACCAUCUGGACACAUCCUCCAGGGAACCCUUGUGGAGCAGAGGGGUGGGAUGGGGUGGCCUCCCGUCAUGCCUUCCAUUCUGUUACUAUCCUGUGAUCAUCAUCACUCGAUCUGCUCCAGUAUGCCCACAUCUCCUAUCUCCUACUGGGAGCACCAGCAUCCCCAGUGCAAAGGGGAGGGGUCAGAUCUGUGAGAGAGCCCAUGGCACCCAGGAGGCCAGUGGCUACUUUGCCAGUGGCCAGCUUGGUGCUGCCAGGUUACUGGGCAGGGCUUCUGCUCUCCAGCAUGCCUGGACUGGGGCUGCUGGUCCUCACUGGGCCUGGCUGGCAUUGGGAGAAAGAGCUGAGCCUGUGUUUUACUGCGCCUGUUGCAAUCCCACUGCAAUCUGCCUUCCAAGGCCGUUGGCUCAGUGGGAGGAUCUGCUCAACAGGGCCCCUCUCAGGGACAAAGGCUGUGGCAGCAGAGGGGAGAGGGGUCCUGUGGAGCAGCAGCCCCUUCUUCCCCUGCCCAGGUAAGGAAACCAGUGGGGUCAGUAGUUGCCAUCUCCAGGCAACACUGGUGGUGAUCUGUGGGGCUCUGGCUGCCAAGCUGUGCUUCCAGGCUCAUCCGCCCUUGCUGGGGCUCUGCCAGGAGUGUUUUGCCCCAGGAAUGACCUGUUUGUGGCCCUGGAGCUGUGCCCCUUCGCCCCAUGGCAUUCAUGAGCUGGGUGCUGAGAUGCUCCUGCCAGCCAGAGUGGAGUAGGCAGGGUGAAGGCUGGCUCCUCCUGAUGGCAUCUUGGGAUCCCCAGGCUCCAGAGGGACCUCAGAGCCCCUUUCAGUGCCUAAAGGGGCUCCAGGAGAGCCUGGAGAGGGACUUUGGACAAGAACUUGGUGUGACAAGACAAGAUGGAAUGACUUCCCACUGGCAGAGGGCAGGGGACUGGCAGAGCCCCCAUACCCCUGGCAGAGGUGCCAGCUUCCCUCACAGGGCUGGCAGCAUCCCUCGCUUGGCAGGAAGCAUCCUCAUCCUUCACCAAGCCGACACAUUCCACCGGGCUGUGCCCCGUCCCAGUCAGAGUGUCACCCACCAUCUUGUUCUGCAUGGAGAACGGGCUGAAGAAGAGAGGUUCAGUGGGGAAAAGCCGAAGGUCUCCAUGGGGCACCUGGCUCCAGCUCGCUGCUGAGGUGCUGGCGGUGCUGCUGACAGGAUCACGCUGUGCUGUCCCAGUCGGCACAGCCUCGCCAUAAACCCACUGCCUGGCUGGGGAGCCGAUAACAGCGGGGCUGAAGUCCAACGCAGGCGGCUCCUGGGGAGCACAUUCCAGCCCGGGGCUCACGGUGUGGCCUCUUCCAGCUCCGUUUUACCGUCGCAGUGACUGGGAUGGCUGGAGGCAGGCAGGCGAUGCUGGCCCUCCUGGUGCUGCUGGCCAGAACCUUCCUCCCCAGUGAAUCUGUGGUCAUCAACAGCUGCAGCAGCGUGGCUGAGCAGCUCUGCAACUUCGUCUGUGACUGCAGCGACUGCUCGGAUGAGAACCAGUGUGGGUACCUACGGGACUCAGCAGUGCUGGGCACCCCCUUCACCUGUGACUUUGAGGACAGUGACUGUGGCUGGCAGGACGUGAGCACCUCAAUGUAUGGAUGGGUGCGAGGCCGGGCCAGCCUGGCCAUGUGGGGCAUGGGGCCUCAUUCAGAUCACACCGUGGGCACGGAUCUGGGUUGGUUCUUGGUGACCAUGUCCCCCCCAGCAAAGACCGCAGCCACAGCCUGGCUCAGGUCACCGGAGAUGCGGGAAGCAGCUGCCACAUGUGAGAUCAGAGCCUGGUAUCACCUCUCAGGGAGCUGUGAGAGCACCCAAGGGCAGAAGCAGACAGAGCGGCCGGUGCUGCGCCUGGCUGUGGCACACAAGGAUGAGGUGGUGGGGCUGUGGCAGAGCCCUGAGCACAGCAGUGAGGGCUGGCACCAGCUGGUUGCCUACCCCGGCCGGAUCAUGGAGCAGUUCCAGCUCAUCUUCUCCCUGACACAGCCCCCCACCUGCGGGGCAGAGGUGGCACUUGAUGACAUCAUGUUCAGGAACUGUGGCUUACCAGAGGUCGGGCAGCAGGCCUGCGGGGCCCAGGAGAGCCGCUGCCACCGCGGCUCCUGCCUGGCACAUCACCGUUUCUGCGACGGCACCGACGACUGCGGGGACAACUCAGACGAGGGCACAGCGCAGUGCAAGAACUUCACCCACUGCUCCUUUGAUUAUGAUCUCUGUGACUGGGAGAUAGUGGCUGGGCCACCAGUGUGGGGCAGGAACACGAGCCUGAACCUGGGCACCUCCUACAACAUUCCCACUCGGGACCACAGCAACAACAGCAGGGCUGGUUUUUUCCUCCAUGUGAGCAGUGACCCCACUGCACAGGCUGGUGGCACAGCUCAGCUCAGCAGCCCCACCUUCCAAGCCACCAACUCCUGUUCUCUCGUGCUGUACUGCCACCUCCAUGGUUCAGACACUAGCAACCUCAGCAUCUCCUAUGUGACCAACUCUACCAAGCACCUGAUGAGGGAAAGGACAGGAGACCUGGGCAGCUGCUGGGUCCGGGAGAGAGUGGACUUCAACGUGACGGAUCCCUUCAAGGUGCUGAUCGAGGGGGUGGCUGGCAGCGGGGGAACCGUGGCCAUCGAUGAUCUGAUCCUGUCUCAGGGCUGUGUGAAGGAGCAGGAGAAGCCUCUGGUCACACUGCCGAGCCAGGCCAGUGCCAGCCCCUGCGCAGCAGACAAGGUGGCCUGUGACAGUGGGGACUGCAUUGCCGCAGAGCUGGCCUGCGACUUCGCUGACACGUGUGCUGAUGGCUCCGAUGAGAAGCGCUGUGGGACAACAACCUUUGAGUCAGGGGCUGGGGGCUGGCACGACGUCAGCAUGGGGCGGCUGCGCUGGGGUCUGCAGAAGGUCACUGAAUCUGACAUCUUCCUCACAGGGACUUUCCUGGCCCUCCAGACAGGAGAAGGACAGAUGGUGGGUCCUGCGAAGGCACGAUCGCCUCCACUGGGCCCCUCUAGCCCUACCUGCACCAUGGAGAUGAGCUACCACAUCCACAGUGACCCCCAAGGCUUCCUUGCCAUCAGUGUCGCAGAUCACACCACUGGCACCACCCAACUGAUCUGGCAGACACAACAUCGUGGCAGCACAACUGGGGGUCGUGUCCGUGUCCCUCUGGGAGACAGAAGCCGGCCCUUUCAGGUCGAGCUGCUGGCACUGGUGGAUCUCCAGGGCUCAGCGAGUGUUGGUGUUGACAACGUGACAUUCAAGCAAUGCUACCUUGACGUGGUUUCACCCACAGCUGCGGAGCUGUCCUGCAACUUUGAGAGGGGCAUGUGUGGCUGGUACCAGGAUCUGUCCAGUGACUUCAAAUGGGUCCACAGCACAGGGCAGGGACAGGGCUCUGACCACACCACCGGCUCGGGCUACUUCUUGUCCGUGGACUCCUCUGCGCCAUGGAGCCAUGGGCAGCGGGCCCAGCUCCUCACCUCCCUCCAGGAGCCGGCUGCUGCCCCACGCUGUCUCUCCUUCUGGUACCGCCUGGCCGGCCCACAAAUUGGUACCCUGAACCUCAAGCUGUGGCCAGAGAGAGGGGAGGAGGUGGUGCUGUGGACCCGCCGAGGAACCCAGGGCAGCCUCUGGCACCGGGCAUGGGCAACACUGCCCUCCACGGGCCAGCAGCGGUACCAGGUGGCUUUCGAGAUGCUGCAUGACGGUUUCCUGGGGGACGUGGGGCUGGACGACAUCACGCAGACAGCGGGACCCUGUGGGGCCAAGCUCUCCUGCUCCUUCGAGGUGGAGGGCUGUGGGCUGGCAGCCAGUGGAAAGGGCACCUGGCAGCGUCAGAGCAAUGGCACCGGCACAACCGCUGGCCCUGUGGCCGACCAUACCACCGGCACCUCUGCAGGCCAUUACAUGGUGGUGAACACGGGCAGGGUCUCCCUGCCUGCUGGGCACACAGCUGCCCUCACCUCCCAGCCCUACCAGCCCUCCGUGUCUGCCCAGUGCCUGGUCUUCUGGUACCAGCUGAGCGCUGGGACCCCAGGCUCCCUCAGGGUGUUUGUGGAGCAGAGCAGAGUGAGGAGGAAGGUUCUGAGCAUAAGCACCAUGGAAGGGAGCAACUGGCACCGCAGCCAUGUGACUGUCCAGCCCGAUGGUGAAUGGCAGGUGGUGUUCGAGGCAGUGGGAGCUGGGGGUGAUCACGGAUACAUCGCACUGGACGACCUGCACGUGUUGGAGGGAGCCUGUCCCAAGCCAGCAUCCUGUGACUUCGAGCGGGACACUUGUGGCUGGAGCAGCCCCUCGGACACCCGCUUGCACAGCUUUGCCUGGGGCUGGAAGAGUGGGAUCACCCUGGCCAAGUACCCUGGCCCUGAGCAGGAUCACACUCUGGGUACAAGGAAUGGUCACUACAUGCACUUCGACACCAGCGUGCUGGGUGCCAGGGGCACCAGUGCCCUGCUGGAGAGCCCACCCCUGCCCGCAGCCACUGACUCCUGCCUGCGCUUCUGGUACCACAUGGACAUCCCAGAGCACCUCUCCAGUGGGGAGCUGCGGGUGGCGCUGCACGGCACAGCGGGGCAGCGGACGGUGUGGAGCGUGACAGGGCAUCGCAGCCGGGGCUGGAAGGGCGCCGUGGUGCCGGUGCAGAGCCCCAGUGAGUUCCAGAUCAGCUUUGAGAUCACCACACGGAGGUGGCCGAUGGAGGGGACAGUGGCACUGGAUGACAUCAUGUACAGCACCAGGGUGGGCUGCCAUUCCAGUCCGGAGAUUCCAGUGGAAGAGAAGCCCUCCGGCAGUUUCGGCAGUUUCGUGGCGGAGGUGGUGCUCGGUGUGCUCCUGGCCCUCGUCAUUGUGGCGCUGGUGGCUGCUGGGGGCUGGUACUGCCUGAAACAGCGAAGGCUGGCGAGCAGGACACCGAUAGAGAGCAACAGUUCCCAGGGCUUCGACAACAUCACCUUCCGAGAUGACAAGGUCAUUAUAUCGUCAAGGGAGGGGGAUCAGUCUUGAAACUAGCAGCCAGCAGCAGGAAUUGCCUACUCCCCCCCGGGCAGACCACCCCUCGACAGGAACCCACACUCCAUCAGCUGCCUGCCCUCUGCCCCGGCACCGGGGAAGCUGGCGAUCCGAGGAGCGUGCCCCGCCCAGGGACACGCCGCUGUCAUCGCUAUCUCGCGGUGCUCAGGGAAAGCGUUUUUGUUGUUUGUAACGUGAACUUUUUGCUUCCAAGA
Messenger RNA from Vidua chalybeata, 6549 nucleotides. It is a transcript of the gene MAMDC4, whose product is annotated as MAM domain containing 4. Gene Ontology annotation, cellular component: membrane. Bases 2681 to 6328 code for a protein of 1215 amino acids. Gene Ontology annotation, molecular function: protein binding. Gene Ontology annotation, biological process: nervous system development. The record is from RefSeq and is a predicted model, not a curated record. NCBI's taxonomy places the organism in Eukaryota, Metazoa, Chordata, Aves, Passeriformes, Viduidae. The transcript has 30 exons.